UGUCGCUGUGGUUGUGUUGGGUUUUUGUUUUCUGAAUGCGUUUUGGACCUUUUUGGUUUGAAUUUUCUGAAAUAACUCAGCAUUGGUGUACAUGUUCAAACUGAAUAACAGGUAGUGCUGUUCAUGGUUAUUUUUUUUAUAUGCAGGGGGAAGCUCUCUAUUAACUUGAACAAUAACAAACUUAUAUAUGCUUCUUCAAUCUGCAACUACUUGGAUAUAUGGGACCUUUCUUUGGAGAGAGAUGAGGAAGAAGAGGCCGAGUUCAAAGCUCAAAUGAAAGAGCAAGUCAAUGCACCAACAGAUUUACCCCCCACAACUUCUCUUCGUCCAUCAGACAGUUACCUUACCGCUCAAAAAAAAAAGAAAAACAGGAAUCCUCCAAGCUGCAUUGAUUUAUUAGUACAAGACUACAAGCUAGUUUUGAUGAACUUACGGAGAUCUCAAGUUGAGUUGCGUGAUCAGGUUGUAGAUUUGACAUUGCCUAGUAUUGAUAAGGAUUUGAGAUUAGAAAGUGAAACUGAUCAUCUUCCUCUUCAAGCAAACUCGAAGAAAAGAGGAGAAUAAAUAUUCUUGUAUUUCCAGAUGGAUUCCGAGUUGGAUAGCUCAUAUUGGAGUGAUCGAUAUGGAUAACUCAUUCUUCUUUGCUUUAUGUCUUUUUGCUCCCAUUUUUAUUUCUUCUUUAUUUGUUCUGUAACGCGACUUUAUUGUAAGUUGUUAUCUUUUCUUUUCGUGGUAAUACUUGCUUUGAGGUUCGUAGUUUAUGAUAUUCCAAUUACAAUGCAAAAUCAGUUGCAUUUGUCUUAA
This is a messenger RNA of Solanum pennellii, 804 nucleotides long. RefSeq lists its product as uncharacterized. The record is from RefSeq and is a predicted model, not a curated record. NCBI's taxonomy places the organism in Eukaryota, Viridiplantae, Streptophyta, Magnoliopsida, Solanales, Solanaceae. The transcript has 4 exons. Bases 124 to 564 code for a protein of 146 amino acids.